Metschnikowia bicuspidata var. bicuspidata NRRL YB-4993 is the source of this 741-nucleotide messenger RNA. RefSeq lists its product as uncharacterized. The record is from RefSeq and is a predicted model, not a curated record. Bases 1 to 741 code for a protein of 246 amino acids. The transcript has a single exon. NCBI's taxonomy places the organism in Eukaryota, Fungi, Ascomycota, Pichiomycetes, Serinales, Metschnikowiaceae.
AUGACUUUAACGGGCGGCUGGGACCAGCAUCUGAAUUCUCCAACCGGCGAGGGCGCCGCCCCCCUGGGCCACACACACACGCCUCUGGCGCUGCGGCGAACGUCUUUCUUGUCGCAGAGCAUGAUCGACAACGAGACAUUUUCGGUGUACGACACCUACAGCUUCUCCCGGGGCGGCUCGGCGUGCCACGUGAUCUCGCUCAAGGAGUCGCAGGGCUUCUGCUUCAACCAGGAUCUUUUCGCCAGCACGUACCAGCAGCUGCGCACUCUUUUGCGGGAGAAGCAGUGGCGGCAAAUGAGCUGCAAGAAGCGAAGCAAGUCCCACGGCGGCGCCCUGGGCCGCCGCCGCCUGCACGCGCCCAAACACCGGCGCCACACCUCGUACGGGCUGGGCCCCAUGCUUCGAGCGGUAGGGACCGAUCUGGCUGUGGACGAGGACUCCAGCGACGACUUGUGUCUUGAUCCAUGCUCCGGCGCGGUGCGGUCGCGUCCCGGGCUGCCCUCUACUUUGGUGGAGCCUACGGGCGUUGCAGAAUACAACCAUGCGGCUGCACGCGAGAGACUGGGGGGUGUGCAAGGCCAUACCAGGGGGGACCCGGGCAUGGAGAGCGAGGACGGUUCGGACGGCUCGGACGGCUCGGACGGUUCCGACGCGCCGCCGCGCUUCUCGCCCAUCGGGCCCAACUACGUGCCGGUGAUCGAUAUACAGGUGGACGACAUGGACCAUGUUCCGGACGUAUAG